Polistes dominula (European paper wasp) is the source of this 1171-nucleotide messenger RNA. RefSeq lists its product as uncharacterized. Lineage: Eukaryota; Metazoa; Arthropoda; Insecta; Hymenoptera; Vespidae. The record is from RefSeq and is a predicted model, not a curated record.
UUCUUUUACUUUUGAGGUUAAUCAUUUGUUUAUGUUUCAUAUACACAUCGCUUAAAAAUAUGUUGUGUGUGCAAUAAGUAAGCUAUAUAGAGUUCAUUCAUUAAAUAAUAAUAUCUCCUUGUUCGUGCCAAAAAUAUCCCAGCAUUGAAUCGUAACGGUAAAAUUGUUUUAUUUUAUUUCAUCGUAAAAAGUUAUCACACACAGUAUUGUAGAAAAAGAAUAGAAAUGGAGGAAACGAUAAAAGAAAAUUGUAAUACAUUGACAAUGACAAAAGACUUUAUAAAAGUUUCAUCUAAUUGGAUGAUCGAUAGAAACAAAAAUUAUGUAGAUACUAUUACAACAAUACCAUUAUUGCUGGCCCCAGAGAGUAUAGAUUUAGAUGAUAUCAUUUCCUUGGACACAUGUAUCUAUUUACGUUCCGAGGAAAAAGUAACAGAACCAUGUACAUUGGAUAUUAAAAUAACAAAUAAUCAAAAAAUAUCACGCAUCAUUGUUCUAUCCGAAGCAUAUGUUUUAGAAUUUUUUAAACAGUAUGGAGAAUAUGCGACUACAGUAUUCGCAGAAUUUGUAGAUGAAUUUAAAGGAAGUAACAUAUAUUUAGCUGAAUUGAAUUUUAAACAUCCUACCACCGAGGCCAGUAUUAAAUUUACGAAAAUAAAAAAUACAGAACCUAUAUUAUGGAUAUUCGGUAUAAAACUUGUAUUAACAGAAUCUACUGAAGAAAAUGAAUCAGAAAUACUUGAUUAUACGAUAACUAAUUUUUUGAAUAAUUUAAAUGGUUCCGUACAACAGAAAGCAGCCAUAGCUAAUAUUAUGUUAGAAUCUGUUAAACAAGAUAAGAAUACCAUUAAUGAUGAAAUCUUACCUCUAAGAAAUCUUAUGACUAUUAUUUCAAACAAUUCAAAAGUACAAAAUAAUCAUAAAAAUAAAAUAGAAGAGAGUAAAAAGGCAGAUCUUAAUUCCAAAGAUGAUUGUACAAAAAAUAUAGAAAUCACAGAUAACAUUGAAACUUAUAUUAAUAAUAAGUUUCAUGAAAUGGAAGAAAGAACCAUGCGUAGAUUAAACGAAAUAGAACACAACAUUAAUGAAAAGUUAAACGUUAUACUUGAGAAACUUGAAAUUAAAUUAAAAUAACGAUAUUUACGAAAAGAGAGUAUUGUAUAUAUAUAUA